AUGGAUGGUGUCAUUGUCACUUUGUUCAAGCAGUUUGGUACUGGUGUUAUUCUUUCCACCGCUCUUGUUCAUUUGAUGACCCACGCCAUGUUGAUGUGGAACAACUCGUGUAUCACUUUGAAAUACGAGUCCACUGCCACAUCUAUCACCAUGGCGGGCCUUUUCAUCGGUUUCCUCAUUGAGUACUUGAUGUCGAGAAUCUUGAACAGCAGAGUCGAGAAACUCAAGAGUGCUGCAGGUGCCCAAGUUAGCUCUGAAGAGGAGGGCAGAUCGUCGGAAGAUGAGAAAGUUGCUCGUGAAAACAAUGGUCACGAGCACACUAGCCACGACCACCAUGACCUUGACAUUGCUGCCAAACAGGAUAAGACUGCCGUGUCUCUUUUGGAAGCUGGUAUUGUUUCCAUUCCGUUCUUAUUGGUAUCACUUUAG
Candidozyma auris is the source of this 429-nucleotide messenger RNA. RefSeq lists its product as uncharacterized. Gene Ontology annotation, cellular component: plasma membrane. The transcript has a single exon. Gene Ontology annotation, biological process: zinc ion transmembrane transport. The record is from RefSeq and is a predicted model, not a curated record. The coding region runs from base 1 to 429 and encodes 142 amino acids. NCBI's taxonomy places the organism in Eukaryota, Fungi, Ascomycota, Pichiomycetes, Serinales, Metschnikowiaceae. Gene Ontology annotation, molecular function: zinc ion transmembrane transporter activity.